AUGUUCAAGCAGGCUGGCAACCCCUCCCACAAUGGCCGUGUGUGCAGCACAUGGGGGAACUUCCACUUCAAGACCUUUGACGGGGACAUCUUUUACUUCCCUGGGGUCUGCAAUUACAUCUUUGCAUCCAAUUGUAAAUCUCCCUAUGAGGACUUCAACAUCCAGAUCAGGCGUACAAUGGUGGGAAAUGCUACUGUGAUCACUCACGUCAUCAUGAAGCUGGAAGGAGCAGUGAUUGAACUGACCCGCAACUCUGUCCUGCUUGAUGGCAAACUGGUUCAGGUGCCCUACAGCCAUAUGGGAGUCUUCAUAGAGAGAAGUAACAGCUAUUUGAAAGUUUCUGCCAAGUUAGGUCUGACCUUCCUUUGGAAUGAAGAGGAUGCCCUCCUGGUGGAACUAGAUAAGAAAUAUGCCAAUCAAACUUGCGGGCUUUGUGGGGACUUCAAUGGAAUACCAAUUAGCAAUGAAUUUUUUUCUGAGAACACAAAACUGACUCCUAUACAGUUUGGGAAUAAGCAAAAGAUGGAUGGACCCACAGAGCAGUGUGCUGAUCCUAUUCCUCCUAUUGUUCUGGCGAACUGCUCAUCUGAAUUUGCUUCUAUCUGUGAGACAGUAUUAACCAGUAAAGCAUUUACAAGCUGUAAUGCACUUGUAAAUGUUCAGGACUACAUUGAAACUUGCAUACAAGACCUAUGCCACUGUGAUAGCUCCAUGGCUGACUUCUGCAUGUGCAACACCUUUGCUGAAUACUCCCGGCAGUGCGCUCAUGCAGGUGGACAGCCUCUGAACUGGAGAACCCCAGAACUGUGUCCCAAAUUGUGUCCUUUCAACAUGCACUACCAGGAGUGUGGCUCCCCCUGCUCUGACACAUGCAGCAACCCGGAACGAUCUGAACUUUGUGAAGAUCACUGUACAGAUGGCUGCGUCUGUCCUCCAGGAAUGGUAUUUGAUGACAUUAAUGGUGCUGGCUGCAUUCCCCGUAACGAAUGCCAUUGUACCUAUGAAGGUGAAACUUAUGCUCCUGGUGCUUCCUUCUCAUCUAAAUGCAGAUCAUGUACCUGUGUUGGAGGUGAAUGGUCUUGUAUCACCCAGUCAUGCCCUGGGACUUGCAGUAUUGAAGGAGGCUCCCACAUUUCAACAUUUGAUGAGAAAUACUAUUCCUUCUUCGGAGACUGUAGCUAUGUCCUAACCAAGCUCUGUGACGGCAAUGAAUUCACUGUUUUGGGAGAUAUCCAUAAGUGUGGCCUGACUGACACUGAGACAUGCCUCAAGGGUAUAGCUGUCAGCCUAAGUGGAGGACAAACUAAUAUUGUGAUCCAGCCUUCCGGCAGUGUAUUUGUGAAUAUGAUCUACACACAGCUGCCAUUCUCUGCAGCGAAUGUCACCAUCUUCAGACCAUCAUCAUUCUUCAUCAUUCUGCAAACAACCUUUGGUCUUCAACUACAGAUUCAGCUCGUGCCUCUCAUGCAAGUUUUUAUAGACUUAGACCCAUCACAUAAAGGCCAGACCUGUGGUCUUUGUGGAAACUUCAAUGACGUGCAGACAGAUGAUUUCAAAACCACAAGUGGUGUAAUAGAGGGUACUUCAGCUGCCUUUGGUAAUACUUGGAAAACUCGGGCUGACUGUCCUGAUGCCAAAAAUACCUUCGAGGACCCCUGUACUGUCAGCAUACAAAAUGACCAGUAUGCUCAGCACUGGUGUGGACUGCUCUCUGAUACCAUGGGACCUUUUGCUGAAUGUCACUCAACAGUGAAUCCAGAGGUUUAUGAGAAGAACUGCAUGUUUGACACGUGUAACUGUGAGAAGAGUGAGGACUGCAUGUGUGCUGCCCUCUCCAGCUAUGUCAGGGCCUGUGCCGCUAAAGGAAUUCUCCUCACUGGAUGGAGGAGCAAAGCCUGCACAAAAUACACCACCUUGUGUCCGAAAUCCUUGAAGUACACUUACAAUGUCGAAUCCUGUCAACCCACCUGCCGGUCUCUGAGUGAGCCUGAUGUCACCUGCAGCAUCACGUUUGUCCCAGUUGAUGGCUGCACCUGCAUAAAUGGAACCUACAUGGAUGAGAGUGGCAAAUGUGUGCCCGCUACUAGCUGUCCUUGUUACUACAAGGGAAUGCCCCUGUCUUCUGGAGAAGUUAUUCAUGAUAACGGUGUUGUCUGCACUUGUACCUAUGGAAAGUUGAGCUGCAUUGGAGAGAAACCUGAACCAGUCUGCAUACUUCCCAUGGUCUAUAUUGACUGUGGCAAUGUCACUACAGACGUGGUAGGAGCAGGAUGCCAGAAGAGCUGUCAGACUCUAGAUAUGGAAUGUUACAAAACCCACUGUGUCUCUGGCUGUGUAUGUCCUCAUAAUCAAGUGUUGGAUGGUAAAGGUGGCUGUAUAGCUCCAGAAGACUGUCCAUGUAUUCACAACGGGAAUUUCUACAGACCAGGGGAAUCAAUCCGAGUUGGCUGUAACAACUGCACAUGUAGAAACAGAAAAUGGCACUGCUCUGAGGAGCCUUGCCUGGAAACCUGUUCUGUUUAUGGCGAUGGGCAUUACACAACCUUUGAUGGCAAACGCUUUGAUUUUGAAGGAGACUGUGAAUAUGUUCUGGUCCAGAACUACUGUGGUCAACAAAGUAUGAAUCAGGGAACCUUCAGAGUCAUCACAGAGAACAUUCCAUGUGGCACUACAGGAACCACCUGCUCUAAGUCUAUUAAAGUUUUCCUAGGAAACUAUGAGCUGGUACUGAGUGAUGGACACUCUGAUGUCAUCCAGAGGACACCUGGAGGAAAAAUGCCAUUCCAAAUCCGUUCCAUGGGCAUCUACCUGGUGGUUGACACUACUGUUGGCCUGAUACUCAUGUGGGACAAGAAAACCAGUAUAUUCAUUAAACUUAGUCCCAGCUUUCAGGGACAUGUUUGUGGACUUUGUGGAAACUAUGAUGGCAAUGGAAAUAAUGACUUCACUACUCGCAGUCAGUCUGUGGUCGGAAAUGUGCUAGAGUUUGCCAAUAGCUGGAAAGUGUCUUCUAGUUGCCCAAAUGCCAAUCGUACCAAGGAUCCAUGCACUGCAAACCCAUACAGGAAAGCCUGGGCACAGAAACAAUGUAGCAUCAUUACCAGUGACGUGUUUGCAAAGUGUCACUCCCAGGUUGAACCAAAUGAAUAUUAUCAAGCAUGCGUGGAUGAUGCUUGUGCCUGUGACACUGGAGGAGACUGUGAAUGUUUCUGUACAGCAGUAGCUGCCUAUGCUCAAGCGUGCAAUGAGCUGGACAUCUGCAUUUCAUGGAGAACCCCAGCCAUUUGUCCUCUGUUCUGCGAUUACUACAACCCACAAGGGGAAUGUGAGUGGCACUACAAGCCAUGUGGAGCCCCUUGUAUGAAGACCUGCAAUAAUCCAAGUGGGAAAUGCCUUCAUGAGUUGAGAGGUUUAGAAGGCUGCUAUCCACAAUGUCCAAAGAAUAAGCCCUAUUUUGAUGAAGAAACCAUGACUUGUGUUUCUAAUUGUGGUUGUUAUGAAAAUGGAAAAAAUUACAAACCAGGAAUGCAGAUGCCUUCAAAUCAGAAUUGUCAAUCAUGUGAAUGCACAAUUCAUGGCAAAAAAUGCAAAUAUGAUGAAUAUGAAUGUGUCUGCAUUUAUGAGGGAAAGAAAUACAACUAUAAGGAUGUGAUCUACAAUACUACAGAUGGCACAGGAGGGUGUAUUGUUGCAACCUGUGGUCCCAAUGGAACAAUUCAGAGGGUUGUCUAUGAAUGCCCAACCUCAACAUCACCCACAACAACAACAACAACGUUUCACUUCAGCACUACACCACCUGCCACUGCUUCCACAGUGUCACCAACUACAUCAGUAUGUGUUCAUGAAGUCUGUGAGUGGUCAGAAUGGUAUGACGGGAGUCUGCAAACCCCUGGUUAUGAUGGUGGAGAUUUUGAAACCUUUGAUGAUUUGAGAGCUAAAGGAUAUGAAGUCUGUAAAGAUCCACGGGCUGUUCAGUGCAGAGCAGAGAAAUUCCCUAACAUACCACUGAAAGAACUUGGCCAAAUAGUAGAAUGUAGUACAACAGCUGGGCUUAUAUGUUACAACAGAGAUCAAAUUUCAACAAUGUGCUACAAUUAUGAAAUCAGAAUCUUAUGCUGUGUUUUUGUACCAUGCUCUUCCACAACACAGUCCAGCACAUCAACACCAAUCACAACUGCAGCUAAGAGCACAGAAACAUCAAGUCCAACUGUAGAAAUUACAUCAUUUUCAACCAUUCCAACAUCACCAGUUACUACAACUUCUGAAAGUACAACAUACACAACUUCAUCUACUAAAGAAACAACCACAACCACAAAUGAAGUGUCAACACCUGUAACCACUUCUCCAUCAACAACUGCUCUUUGCAUUGAAGAAGAAUGUUACUGGUCAAUGUGGUAUGAUGUCAGUUAUCCAGGGUCUGGAUAUGAUGAUGGAGAUUUUGAUACAGUUCAGAACAUUAGAAAAAAGGGAUACAAAGUCUGUGAAAACAGAAAAGAAGUUGAAUGCAGAGCAGUAAGGUUCCCUGAUGUGCCAUAUCCCCUCCUGGAGCAAGAAAUAAUAUGUAACACAGAAGAAGGGUUGAUAUGCUACAAUAAAGACCAAUUACCACCUAUCUGCUACAACUAUGAAAUAAGAUUUAAAUGUUGUACAAAUAUAACAGUACCGUGCCAGCCGAGUACAGCACCACAUACUACAACAAAAAAAGCAGAAACAACCACGACUUUUUCAACGCAAAGUACAACAUCCACAGAAGAAUCGACAACACCAGAACUACAAACGAAACAUAAAACAACUACAAUACCAGCACCUCCACCAGAAACAGAACAUAUUCACAAAGGAACAACAUCAGAACCAACGACACAAACACAGAUUAAAACAGAGACAACAACAGCCUCAAUCCCUACAACACUGACGACCAAAACACAACAGCCCACUAGCACAUUCACCACUACCCAGUCCACCACCGCCUGUGAGCCCGAAGUCUGCUCCUGGAGCGAGUGGUUUGACGUCGACUUCCCCGCCUCCGGGCCCGACCAGGGAGACUUCGAAACCUACCAGCACAUCCGGGCCGCCGGCAAGGAAGUCUGCCAGCAGCCAAAGGAAAUCGAGUGCCGGGCGGAGGACUUCCCCGACGUUUCCAUCCAACAGGUCGGACAGGUCGUGCAGUGCGACGUCCACUUCGGACUCGUCUGCAGGAACCAGGACCAGAGCGGCAAAUUCAAGAUGUGCCUCAACUACAAGAUCCGCGUCCUCUGCUGCGUCCCCAACGAGAACUGCCCGACCGCCAGCCCCCUGCCCACCACCACCAGCCCCACCACCGUCACCACGCGCAGAACGCCGACCUCCACCACCGUCACCACCGUCACCACCUCCACCUCCACCACCCGGCCCACCACCACGCUGCCCACCUCCUCGGAAACCACCCUCCAAACCUCCACCAGCACCACCAGCCCCACGCCGACAGCUCCCGUCUACUCUCCCAGCAUGAGCUCCACCACCACCCAGUCCACCACCGCCUGUGAGCCCGAAGUCUGCUCCUGGAGCGAGUGGUUCGACGUCGACUUCCCCGCCUCCGGGCCCGACCAGGGAGACUUCGAAACCUACCAGCACAUCCGGGCCGCCGGCAAGGAAGUCUGCCAGCAGCCAAAGGAAAUCGAGUGCCGGGCGGAGGACUUCCCCGACGUUUCCAUCCAACAGGUCGGACAGGUCGUGCAGUGCGACGUCCACUUCGGACUCGUCUGCAGGAACCAGGACCAGAGCGGCAAAUUCAAGAUGUGCCUCAACUACAAGAUCCGCGUCCUCUGCUGCGUCCCCAACGAGAACUGCCCGACCGCCAGCCCCCUGCCCACCACCACCAGCCCCACCACCGUCACCACGCGCAGAACGCCGACCUCCACCACCGUCACCACCGUCACCACCUCCACCUCCACCACCCGGCCCACCACCACGCUGCCCACCUCCUCGGAAACCACCCUCCAAACCUCCACCAGCACCACCAGCCCCACGCCGACAGCUCCCGUCUACUCUCCCAGCGUGAGCUCCACCACCACCCAGUCCACCACCGCCUGUGAGCCCGAAGUCUGCUCCUGGAGCGAGUGGUUCGACGUCGACUUCCCCGCCUCCGGGCCCGACCAGGGAGACUUCGAAACCUACCAGCACAUCCGGGCCGCCGGCAAGGAAGUCUGCCAGCAGCCAAAGGAAAUCGAGUGCCGGGCGGAGGACUUCCCCGACGUUUCCAUCCAACAGGUCGGACAGGUCGUGCAGUGCGACGUCCACUUCGGACUCGUCUGCAGGAACCAGGACCAGAGCGGCAAAUUCAAGAUGUGCCUCAACUACAAGAUCCGCGUCCUCUGCUGCGUUCCCAACGAGAACUGCCCGACCGCCAGCCCCCUGCCCACCACCACCAGCCCCACCACCGUCACCACGCGCAGAACGCCGACCUCCACCACCGUCACCACCGUCACCACCUCCACCUCCACCACCCGGCCCACCACCACGCUGCCCACCUCCUCGGAAACCACCCUCCAAACCUCCACCAGCACCACCAGCCCCACGCCGACAGCUCCCGUCUACUCUCCCAGCGUGAGCUCCACCACCACCCAGUCCACCACCGCCUGUGAGCCCGAAGUCUGCUCCUGGAGCGAGUGGUUCGACGUCGACUUCCCCGCCUCCGGGCCCGACCAGGGAGACUUCGAAACCUACCAGCACAUCCGGGCCGCCGGCAAGGAAGUCUGCCAGCAGCCAAAGGAAAUCGAGUGCCGGGCGGAGGACUUCCCCGACGUUUCCAUCCAACAGGUCGGACAGGUCGUGCAGUGCGACGUCCACUUCGGACUCGUCUGCAGGAACCAGGACCAGAGCGGCAAAUUCAAGAUGUGCCUCAACUACAAGAUCCGCGUCCUCUGCUGCGUCCCCAACGAGAACUGCCCGACCGCCAGCCCCCUGCCCACCACCACCAGCCCCACCACCGUCACCACGCGCAGAACGCCGACCUCCACCACCGUCACCACCGUCACCACCUCCACCUCCACCACCCGGCCCACCACCACGCUGCCCACCUCCUCGGAAACCACCCUCCAAACCUCCACCAGCACCACCAGCCCCACGCCGACAGCUCCCGUCUACUCUCCCAGCGUGAGCUCCACCACCACCCAGUCCACCACCGCCUGUGAGCCCGAAGUCUGCUCCUGGAGCGAGUGGUUCGACGUCGACUUCCCCGCCUCCGGGCCCGACCAGGGAGACUUCGAAACCUACCAGCACAUCCGGGCCGCCGGCAAGGAAGUCUGCCAGCAGCCAAAGGAAAUCGAGUGCCGGGCGGAGGACUUCCCCGACGUUUCCAUCCAACAGGUCGGACAGGUCGUGCAGUGCGACGUCCACUUCGGACUCGUCUGCAGGAACCAGGACCAGAGCGGCAAAUUCAAGAUGUGCCUCAACUACAAGAUCCGCGUCCUCUGCUGCGUCCCCAACGAGGACUGCCCGACCGCCAGCCCCCUGCCCACCACCACCAGCCCCACCACCGUCACCACGCGCAGAACGCCGACCUCCACCACCGUCACCACCGUCACCACCUCCACCUCCACCACCCGGCCCACCACCACGCUGCCCACCUCCUCGGAAACCACCCUCCAAACCUCCACCAGCACCACCAGCCCCACGCCGACAGCUCCCGUCUACUCUCCCAGCGUGAGCUCCACCACCACCCAGUCCACCACCGCCUGUGAGCCCGAAGUCUGCUCCUGGAGCGAGUGGUUCGACGUCGACUUCCCCGCCUCCGGGCCCGACCAGGGAGACUUCGAAACCUACCAGCACAUCCGGGCCGCCGGCAAGGAAGUCUGCCAGCAGCCAAAGGAAAUCGAGUGCCGGGCGGAGGACUUCCCCGACGUUUCCAUCCAACAGGUCGGACAGGUCGUGCAGUGCGACGUCCACUUCGGACUCGUCUGCAGGAACCAGGACCAGAGCGGCAAAUUCAAGAUGUGCCUCAACUACAAGAUCCGCGUCCUCUGCUGCGUCCCCAACGAGGACUGCCCGACCGCCAGCCCCCUGCCCACCACCACCAGCCCCACCACCGUCACCACGCGCAGAACGCCGACCUCCACCACCGUCACCACCGUCACCACCUCCACCUCCACCACCCGCGUGAGCUCCACCACCACCCAGUCCACCACCGCCUGUGAGCCCGAAGUCUGCUCCUGGAGCGAGUGGUUCGACGUCGACUUCCCCGCCUCCGGGCCCGACCAGGGAGACUUCGAAACCUACCAGCACAUCCGGGCCGCCGGCAAGGAAGUCUGCCAGCAGCCAAAGGAAAUCGAGUGCCGGGCGGAGGACUUCCCCGACGUUUCCAUCCAACAGGUCGGACAGGUCGUGCAGUGCGACGUCCACUUCGGACUCGUCUGCAGGAACCAGGACCAGAGCGGCAAAUUCAAGAUGUGCCUCAACUACAAGAUCCGCGUCCUCUGCUGCGUCCCCAACGAGAACUGCCCGACCGCCAGCCCCCUGCCCACCACCACCAGCCCCACCACCGUCACCACGCGCAGAACGCCGACCUCCACCACCGUCACCACCGUCACCACCUCCACCUCCACCACCCGGCCCACCACCACGCUGCCCACCUCCUCGGAAACCACCCUCCAAACCUCCACCAGCACCACCAGCCCCACGCCGACAGCUCCCGUCUACUCUCCCAGCGUGAGCUCCACCACCACCCAGUCCACCACCGCCUGUGAGCCCGAAGUCUGCUCCUGGAGCGAGUGGUUCGACGUCGACUUCCCCGCCUCCGGGCCCGACCAGGGAGACUUCGAAACCUACCAGCACAUCCGGGCCGCCGGCAAGGAAGUCUGCCAGCAGCCAAAGGAAAUCGAGUGCCGGGCGGAGGACUUCCCCGACGUUUCCAUCCAACAGGUCGGACAGGUCGUGCAGUGCGACGUCCACUUCGGACUCGUCUGCAGGAACCAGGACCAGAGCGGCAAAUUCAAGAUGUGCCUCAACUACAAGAUCCGCGUCCUCUGCUGCGUCCCCAACGAGAACUGCCCGACCGCCAGCCCCCUGCCCACCACCACCAGCCCCACCACCGUCACCACGCGCAGAACGCCGACCUCCACCACCGUCACCACCGUCACCACCUCCACCUCCACCACCCGGCCCACCACCACGCUGCCCACCUCCUCGGAAACCACCCUCCAAACCUCCACCAGCACCACCAGCCCCACGCCGACAGCUCCCGUCUACUCUCCCAGCGUGAGCUCCACCACCACCCAGUCCACCACCGCCUGUGAGCCCGAAGUCUGCUCCUGGAGCGAGUGGUUCGACGUCGACUUCCCCGCCUCCGGGCCCGACCAGGGAGACUUCGAAACCUACCAGCACAUCCGGGCCGCCGGCAAGGAAGUCUGCCAGCAGCCAAAGGAAAUCGAGUGCCGGGCGGAGGACUUCCCCGACGUUUCCAUCCAACAGGUCGGACAGGUCGUGCAGUGCGACGUCCACUUCGGACUCGUCUGCAGGAACCAGGACCAGAGCGGCAAAUUCAAGAUGUGCCUCAACUACAAGAUCCGCGUCCUCUGCUGCGUCCCCAACGAGAACUGCCCGACCGCCAGCCCCCUGCCCACCACCACCAGCCCCACCACCGUCACCACGCGCAGAACGCCGACCUCCACCACCGUCACCACCGUCACCACCUCCACCUCCACCACCCGGCCCACCACCACGCUGCCCACCUCCUCGGAAACCACCCUCCAAACCUCCACCAGCACCACCAGCCCCACGCCGACAGCUCCCGUCUACUCUCCCAGCGUGAGCUCCACCACCACCCAGUCCACCACCGCCUGUGAGCCCGAAGUCUGCUCCUGGAGCGAGUGGUUCGACGUCGACUUCCCCGCCUCCGGGCCCGACCAGGGAGACUUCGAAACCUACCAGCACAUCCGGGCCGCCGGCAAGGAAGUCUGCCAGCAGCCAAAGGAAAUCGAGUGCCGGGCGGAGGACUUCCCCGACGUUUCCAUCCAACAGGAACCAGGACCAGAGCGGCAAAUUCAAGAUGUGCCUCAACUACAAGAUCCGCGUCCUCUGCUGCGUCCCAACGAGAACUGCCCGACCGCCAGCCCCCUGCCCACCACCACCAGCCCCACCACCGUCACCACGCGCAGAACGCCGACCUCCACCACCGUCACCACCGUCACCACCUCCACCUCCACCACCCGGCCCACCACCACGCUGCCCACCUCCUCGGAAACCACCCUCCAAACCUCCACCAGCACCACCAGCCCCACGCCGACAGCUCCCGUCUACUCUCCCAGCGUGAGCUCCACCACCACCCAGUCCACCACCGCCUGUGAGCCCGAAGUCUGCUCCUGGAGCGAGUGGUUCGACGUCGACUUCCCCGCCUCCGGGCCCGACCAGGGAGACUUCGAAACCUACCAGCACAUCCGGGCCGCCGGCAAGGAAGUCUGCCAGCAGCCAAAGGAAAUCGAGUGCCGGGCGGAGGACUUCCCCGACGUUUCCAUCCAACAGGUCGGACAGGUCGUGCAGUGCGACGUCCACUUCGGACUCGUCUGCAGGAACCAGGACCAGAGCGGCAAAUUCAAGAUGUGCCUCAACUACAAGAUCCGCGUCCUCUGCUGCGUCCCCAACGAGACUGCCCGACCGCCAGCCCCCUGCCCACCACCACCAGCCCCACCACCGUCACCACGCGCAGAACGCCGACCUCCACCACCGUCACCACCGUCACCUCCACCUCCACCACCCGGCCCACCACCACGCUGCCCACCUCCUCGGAAACCACCCUCCAAACCUCCACCAGCACCACCAGCCCCACGCCGACAGCUCCCGUCUACUCUCCCAGCUCUGCUCCUGGAGCGAGUGGUUCGACGUCGACUUCCCGCCUCCGGGCCCGACCAGGGAGACUUCGAAACCUACCAGCACAUCCGGGCCGCCGGCAAGGAAGUCUGCCAGCAGCCAAAGGAAAUCGAGUGCCGGGCGGAGGACUUCCCCGACGUUUCCAUCCAACAGGUCGGACAGGUCGUGCAGUGCGACGUCCACUUCGGACUCGUCUGCAGGAACCAGGACCAGAGCGGCAAAUUCAAGAUGUGCCUCAACUACAAGAUCCGCGUCCUCUGCUGCGUCCCCAACGAGAACUGCCCGACCGCCAGCCCCCUGCCCACCACCACCAGCCCCACCACCGUCACCACGCGCAGAACGCCGACCUCCACCACCGUCACCACCGUCACCACCUCCACCUCCACCACCCGGCCCACCACCACGCUGCCCACCUCCUCGGAAACCACCCUCCAAACCUCCACCAGCACCACCAGCCCCACGCCGACAGCUCCCGUCUACUCUCCCAGCCCCGAAGUCUGCUCCUGGAGCGAGUGGUUCGACGUCGACUUCCCCGCCUCCGGGCCCGACCAGGGAGACUUCGAAACCUACCAGCACAUCCGGGCCGCCGGCAAGGAAGUCUGCCAGCAGCCAAAGGAAAUCGAGUGCCGGGCGGAGGACUUCCCCGACGUUUCCAUCCAACAGGUCGGACAGGUCGUGCAGUGCGACGUCCACUUCGGACUCGUCUGCAGGAACCAGGACCAGAGCGGCAAAUUCAAGAUGUGCCUCAACUACAAGAUCCGCGUCCUCUGCUGCGUCCCCAACGAGAACUGCCCGACCGCCAGCCCCCUGCCCACCACCACCAGCCCCACCACCGUCACCACGCGCAGAACGCCGACCUCCACCACCGUCACCACCGUCACCACCUCCACCUCCACCACCCGGCCCACCACCACGCUGCCCACCUCCUCGGAAACCACCCUCCAAACCUCCACCAGCACCACCAGCCCCACGCCGACAGCUCCCGUCUACUCUCCCAGCGUGAGCUCCACCACCACCCAGUCCACCACCGCCUGUGAGCCCGAAGUCUGCUCCUGGAGCGAGUGGUUCGACGUCGACUUCCCCGCCUCCGGGCCCGACCAGGGAGACUUCGAAACCUACCAGCACAUCCGGGCCGCCGGCAAGGAAGUCUGCCAGCAGCCAAAGGAAAUCGAGUGCCGGGCGGAGGACUUCCCCGACGUUUCCAUCCAACAGGUCGGACAGGUCGUGCAGUGCGACGUCCACUUCGGACUCGUCUGCAGGAACCAGGACCAGAGCGGCAAAUUCAAGAUGUGCCUCAACUACAAGAUCCGCGUCCUCUGCUGCGUCCCCAACGAGAACUGCCCGACCGCCAGCCCCCUGCCCACCACCACCAGCCCCACCACCGUCACCACGCGCAGAACGCCGACCUCCACCACCGUCACCACCGUCACCACCUCCACCUCCACCACCCGGCCCACCACCACGCUGCCCACCUCCUCGGAAACCACCCUCCAAACCUCCACCAGCACCACCAGCCCCACGCCGACAGCUCCCGUCUACUCUCCCAGCGUGAGCUCCACCACCACCCAGUCCACCACCGCCUGUGAGCCCGAAGUCUGCUCCUGGAGCGAGUGGUUCGACGUCGACUUCCCCGCCUCCGGGCCCGACCAGGGAGACUUCGAAACCUACCAGCACAUCCGGGCCGCCGGCAAGGAAGAACCAGGACCAGAGCGGCAAAUUCAAGAUGUGCCUCAACUACAAGAUCCGCGUCCUCUGCUGCGUCCCCAACGAGAACUGCCGACCGCCAGCCCCCUGCCCACCACCACCAGCCCCACCACCGUCACCACGCGCAGAACGCCGACCUCCACCACCGUCACCACCGUCACCACCUCCACCUCCACCACCCGGCCCACCACCACGCUGCCCACCUCCUCGGAAACCACCCUCCAAACCUCCACCAGCACCACCAGCCCCACGCCGACAGCUCCCGUCUACUCUCCCAGCGUGAGCUCCACCACCACCCAGUCCACCACCGCCUGUGAGCCCGAAGUCUGCUCCUGGAGCGAGUGGUUCGACGUCGACUUCCCCGCCUCCGGGCCCGACCAGGGAGACUUCGAAACCUACCAGCACAUCCGGGCCGCCGGCAAGGAAGUCUGCCAGCAGCCAAAGGAAAUCGAGUGCCGGGCGGAGGACUUCCCCGACGUUUCCAUCCAACAGGUCGGACAGGUCGUGCAGUGCGACGUCCACUUCGGACUCGUCUGCAGGAACCAGGACCAGAGCGGCAAAUUCAAGAUGUGCCUCAACUACAAGAUCCGCGUCCUCUGCUGCGUCCCCAACGAGAACUGCCCGACCGCCAGCCCCCUGCCCACCACCACCAGCCCCACCACCGUCACCACGCGCAGAACGCCGACCUCCACCACCGUCACCACCGUCACCACCUCCACCUCCACCACCCGGCCCACCACCACGCUGCCCACCUCCUCGGAAACCACCCUCCAAACCUCCACCAGCACCACCAGCCCCACGCCGACAGCUCCCGUCUACUCUCCCAGCGUGAGCUCCACCACCACCCAGUCCACCACCGCCUGUGAGCCCGAAGUCUGCUCCUGGAGCGAGUGGUUCGACGUCGACUUCCCCGCCUCCGGGCCCGACCAGGGAGACUUCGAAACCUACCAGCACAUCCGGGCCGCCGGCAAGGAAGUCUGCCAGCAGCCAAAGGAAAUCGAGUGCCGGGCGGAGGACUUCCCCGACGUUUCCAUCCAACAGGUCGGACAGGUCGUGCAGUGCGACGUCCACUUCGGACUCGUCUGCAGGAACCAGGACCAGAGCGGCAAAUUCAAGAUGUGCCUCAACUACAAGAUCCGCGUCCUCUGCUGCCCCCACCACCGUCACCACGCGCAGAACGCCGACCUCCACCACCGUCACCACCGUCACCACCUCCACCUCCACCACCGGCCCACCACCACGCUGCCCACCUCCUCGGAAACCACCCUCCAAACCUCCACCAGCACCACCAGCCCCACGCCGACAGCUCCCGUCUACUCUCCCAGCGUGAGCUCCACCACCACCCAGUCCACCACCGCCUGUGAGCCCGAAGUCUGCUCCUGGAGCGAGUGGUUCGACGUCGACUUCCCCGCCUCCGGGCCCGACCAGGGAGACUUCGAAACCUACCAGCACAUCCGGGCCGCCGGCAAGGAAGUCUGCCAGCAGCCAAAGGAAAUCGAGUGCCGGGCGGAGGACUUCCCCGACGUUUCCAUCCAACAGGAACCAGGACCAGAGCGGCAAAUUCAAGAUGUGCCUCAACUACAAGAUCCGCGUCCUCUGCUGCGUCCCCAACGAGAACUGCCCGACCGCCAGCCCCCUGCCCACCACCACCACCCCACCACCGUCACCACGCGCAGAACGCCGACCUCCACCACCGUCACCACCGUCACCACCUCCACCUCCACCACCCGGCCCACCACCACGCUGCCCACCUCCUCGGAAACCACCCUCCAAACCUCCACCAGCACCACCAGCCCCACGCCGACAGCUCCCGUCUACUCUCCCAGCGUGAGCUCCACCACCACCCAGUCCACCACCGCCUGUGAGCCCGAAGUCUGCUCCUGGAGCGAGUGGUUCGACGUCGACUUCCCCGCCUCCGGGCCCGACCAGGGAGACUUCGAAACCUACCAGCACAUCCGGGCCGCCGGCAAGGAAGUCUGCCAGCAGCCAAAGGAAAUCGAGUGCCGGGCGGAGGACUUCCCCGACGUUUCCAUCCAACAGGUCGGACAGGUCGUGCAGUGCGACGUCCACUUCGGACUCGUCUGCAGGAACCAGGACCAGAGCGGCAAAUUCAAGAUGUGCCUCAACUACAAGAUCCGCGUCCUCUGCUGCGUCCCCAACGAGAACUGCCCGACCGCCGCCCCCUGCCCACCACACAGCCCCACCACCGUCACCACGCGCAGAACGCCGACCUCCACCACCGUCACCACCGUCACCACCUCCACCUCCACCACCCGGCCCACCACCACGCUGCCCACCUCCUCGGAAACCACCCUCCAAACCUCCACCAGCACCACCAGCCCCACGCCGACAGCUCCCGUCUACUCUCCCAGCGUGAGCUCCACCACCACCCAGUCCACCACCGCCUGUGAGCCCGAAGUCUGCUCCUGGAGCGAGUGGUUCGACGUCGACUUCCCCGCCUCCGGGCCCGACCAGGGAGACUUCGAAACCUACCAGCACAUCCGGGCCGCCGGCAAGGAAGUCUGCCAGCAGCCAAAGGAAAUCGAGUGCCGGGCGGAGGACUUCCCCGACGUUUCCAUCCAACAGGUCGGACAGGUCGUGCAGUGCGACGUCCACUUCGGACUCGUCUGCAGGAACCAGGACCAGAGCGGCAAAUUCAAGAUGUGCCUCAACUACAAGAUCCGCGUCCUCUGCUGCGUCCCCAACGAGAACUGCCCGACCGCCAGCCCCCUGCCCACCACCACCAGCCCCACCACCGUCACCACGCGCAGAACGCCGACCUCCACCACCGUCACCACCGUCACCACCUCCACCUCCACCACCCGGCCCACCACCACGCUGCCCACCUCCUCGGAAACCACCCUCCAAACCUCCACCAGCACCACCAGCCCCACGCCGACAGCUCCCGUCUACUCUCCCAGCGUGAGCUCCACCACCACCCAGUCCACCACCGCCUGUGAGCCCGAAGUCUGCUCCUGGAGCGAGUGGUUCGACGUCGACUUCCCCGCCUCCGGGCCCGACCAGGGAGACUUCGAAACCUACCAGCACAUCCGGGCCGCCGGCAAGGAAGUCUGCCAGCAGCCAAAGGAAAUCGAGUGCCGGGCGGAGGACUUCCCCGACGUUUCCAUCCAACAGGUCGGACAGGUCGUGCAGUGCGACGUCCACUUCGGACUCGUCUGCAGGAACCAGGACCAGAGCGGCAAAUUCAAGAUGUGCCUCAACUACAAGAUCCGCGUCCUCUGCUGCGUCCCCAACGAGAACUGCCCGACCGCCAGCCCCCUGCCCACCACCACCAGCCCCACCACCGUCACCACGCGCAGAACGCCGACCUCCACCACCGUCACCACCGUCACCACCUCCACCUCCACCACCCGGCCCACCACCACGCUGCCCACCUCCUCGGAAACCACCCUCCAAACCUCCACCAGCACCACCAGCCCCACGCCGACAGCUCCCGUCUACUCUCCCAGCGUGAGCUCCACCACCACCCAGUCCACCACCGCCUGUGAGCCCGAAGUCUGCUCCUGGAGCGAGUGGUUCGACGUCGACUUCCCCGCCUCCGGGCCCGACCAGGGAGACUUCGAAACCUACCAGCACAUCCGGGCCGCCGGCAAGGAAGUCUGCCAGCAGCCAAAGGAAAUCGAGUGCCGGGCGGAGGACUUCCCCGACGUUUCCAUCCAACAGGUCGGACAGGUCGUGCAGUGCGACGUCCACUUCGGACUCGUCUGCAGGAACCAGGACCAGAGCGGCAAAUUCAAGAUGUGCCUCAACUACAAGAUCCGCGUCCUCUGCUGCGUCCCCAACGAGAACUGCCCGACCGCCAGCCCCCUGCCCACCACCACCAGCCCCACCACCGUCACCACGCGCAGAACGCCGACCUCCACCACCGUCACCACCGUCACCACCUCCACCUCCACCACCCGGCCCACCACCACGCUGCCCACCUCCUCGGAAACCACCCUCCAAACCUCCACCAGCACCACCAGCCCCACGCCGACAGCUCCCGUCUACUCUCCCAGCGUGAGCUCCACCACCACCCAGUCCACCACCGCCUGUGAGCCCGAAGUCUGCUCCUGGAGCGAGUGGUUCGACGUCGACUUCCCCGCCUCCGGGCCCGACCAGGGAGACUUCGAAACCUACCAGCACAUCCGGGCCGCCGGCAAGGAAGUCUGCCAGCAGCCAAAGGAAAUCGAGUGCCGGGCGGAGGACUUCCCCGACGUUUCCAUCCAACAGGUCGGACAGGUCGUGCAGUGCGACGUCCACUUCGGACUCGUCUGCAGGAACCAGGACCAGAGCGGCAAAUUCAAGAUGUGCCUCAACUACAAGAUCCGCGUCCUCUGCUGCGUCCCAACGAGAACUGCCCGACCGCCAGCCCCCUGCCCACCACCACCAGCCCCACCACCGUCACCACGCGCAGAACGCCGACCUCCACCACCGUCACCACCGUCACCACCUCCACCUCCACCACCCGGCCCACCACCACGCUGCCCACCUCCUCGGAAACCACCCUCCAAACCUCCACCAGCACCACCAGCCCCACGCCGACAGCUCCCGUACUCUCCCAGCGUGAGCUCCACCACCACCCAGUCCACCACCGCCUGUGAGCCCGAAGUCUGCUCCUGGAGCGAGUGGUUCGACGUCGACUUCCCCGCCUCCGGGCCCGACCAGGGAGACUUCGAAACCUACCAGCACAUCCGGGCCGCCGGCAAGGAAGUCUGCCAGCAGCCAAAGGAAAUCGAGUGCCGGGCGGAGGACUUCCCCGACGUUUCCAUCCAACAGGUCGGACAGGUCGUGCAGUGCGACGUCCACUUCGGACUCGUCUGCAGGAACCAGGACCAGAGCGGCAAAUUCAAGAUGUGCCUCAACUACAAGAUCCGCGUCCUCUGCUGCGUCCCCAACGAGAACUGCCCGACCGCCAGCCCCCUGCCCACCACCACCAGCCCCACCACCGUCACCACGCGCAGAACGCCGACCUCCACCACCGUCACCACCGUCACCACUCCACCUCCACCACCCGGCCCACCACCACGCUGCCCACCUCCUCGGAAACCACCCUCCAAACCUCCACCAGCACCACCAGCCCCACGCCGACAGCUCCCGUCUACUCUCCCAGCUCUGCUCCUGGAGCGAGUGGUUCGACGUCGACUUCCCCGCCUCCGGGCCGACCAGGGAGACUUCGAAACCUACCAGCACAUCCGGGCCGCCGGCAAGGAAGUCUGCCAGCAGCCAAAGGAAAUCGAGUGCCGGGCGGAGGACUUCCCCGACGUUUCCAUCCAACAGGUCGGACAGGUCGUGCAGUGCGACGUCCACUUCGGACUCGUCUGCAGGAACCAGGACCAGAGCGGCAAAUUCAAGAUGUGCCUCAACUACAAGAUCCGCGUCCUCUGCUGCGUCCCCAACGAGGAACUGCCCGACCGCCAGCCCCUGCCCACCACCACCAGCCCCACCACCGUCACCACGCGCAGAACGCCGACCUCCACCACCGUCACCACCGUCACCACCUCCACCUCCACCACCCGGCCCACCACCACGCUGCCCACCUCCUCGGAAACCACCCUCCAAACCUCCACCAGCACCACCAGCCCCACGCCGACAGCUCCCGUCUACUCUCCCAGCGUGAGCUCCACCACCACCCAGUCCACCACCGCCUGUGAGCCCGAAGUCUGCUCCUGGAGCGAGUGGUUCGACGUCGACUUCCCCGCCUCCGGGCCCGACCAGGGAGACUUCGAAACCUACCAGCACAUCCGGGCCGCCGGCAAGGAAGUCUGCCAGCAGCCAAAGGAAAUCGAGUGCCGGGCGGAGGACUUCCCCGACGUUUCCAUCCAACAGGAACCAGGACCAGAGCGGCAAAUUCAAGAUGUGCCUCAACUACAAGAUCCGCGUCCUCUGCUGCGUCCCCAACGAGACUGCCCGACCGCCAGCCCCCUGCCCACCACCACCAGCCCCACCACCGUCACCACGCGCAGAACGCCGACCUCCACCACCGUCACCACCGUCACCACCUCCACCUCCACCACCCGGCCCACCACCACGCUGCCCACCUCCUCGGAAACCACCCUCCAAACCUCCACCAGCACCACCAGCCCCACGCCGACAGCUCCCGUCUACUCUCCCAGCGUGAGCUCCACCACCACCCAGUCCACCACCGCCUGUGAGCCCGAAGUCUGCUCCUGGAGCGAGUGGUUCGACGUCGACUUCCCCGCCUCCGGGCCCGACCAGGGAGACUUCGAAACCUACCAGCACAUCCGGGCCGCCGGCAAGGAAGUCUGCCAGCAGCAGCCAAAGGAAAUCGAGUGCCGGCGGAGGACUUCCCCGACGUUUCCAUCCAACAGGAACCAGGACCAGAGCGGCAAAUUCAAGAUGUGCCUCAACUACAAGAUCCGCGUCCUCUGCUGCGUCCCCAACGAGAACUGCCCGACCGCCAGCCCCCUGCCCACCACCACCAGCCCCACCACCGUCACCACGCGCAGAACGCCGACCUCCACCACCGUCACCACCGUCACCACCUCCACCUCCACCACCCGGCCCACCACCACGCUGCCCACCUCCUCGGAAACCACCCUCCAAACCUCCACCAGCACCACCAGCCCCACGCCGACAGCUCCCGUCUACUCUCCCAGCGUGAGCUCCACCACCACCCAGUCCACCACCGCCUGUGAGCCCGAAGUCUGCUCCUGGAGCGAGUGGUUCGACGUCGACUUCCCCGCCUCCGGGCCCGACCAGGGAGACUUCGAAACCUACCAGCACAUCCGGGCCGCCGGCAAGGAAGUCUGCCAGCAGCCAAAGGAAAUCGAGUGCCGGGCGGAGGACUUCCCCGACGUUUCCAUCCAACAGGUCGGACAGGUCGUGCAGUGCGACGUCCACUUCGGACUCGUCUGCAGGAACCAGGACCAGAGCGGCAAAUUCAAGAUGUGCCUCAACUACAAGAUCCGCGUCCUCUGCUGCGUCCCCAACGAGAACUGCCCGACCGCCAGCCCCCUGCCCACCACCACCAGCCCCACCACCGUCACCACGCGCAGAACGCCGACCUCCACCACCGUCACCACCGUCACCACCUCCACCUCCACCACCCGGCCCACCACCACGCUGCCCACCUCCUCGGAAACCACCCUCCAAACCUCCACCAGCACCACCAGCCCCACGCCGACAGCUCCCGUCUACUCUCCCAGCGUGAGCUCCACCACCACCCAGUCCACCACCGCCUGUGAGCCCGAAGUCUGCUCCUGGAGCGAGUGGUUCGACGUCGACUUCCCCGCCUCCGGGCCCGACCAGGGAGACUUCGAAACCUACCAGCACAUCCGGGCCGCCGGCAAGGAAGUCUGCCAGCAGCCAAAGGAAAUCGAGUGCCGGGCGGAGGACUUCCCCGACGUUUCCAUCCAACAGGAACCAGGACCAGAGCGGCAAAUUCAAGAUGUGCCUCAACUACAAGAUCCGCGUCCUCUGCUGCGUCCCCAACGAGAACUGCCCGACCGCCAGCCCCCUGCCCACCACCACCAGCCCACCACCGUCACCACGCGCAGAACGCCGACCUCCACCACCGUCACCACCGUCACCACCUCCACCUCCACCACCCGGCCCACCACCACGCUGCCCACCUCCUCGGAAACCACCCUCCAAACCUCCACCAGCACCACCAGCCCCACGCCGACAGCUCCCGUCUACUCUCCCAGCGUGAGCUCCACCACCACCCAGUCCACCACCGCCUGUGAGCCCGAAGUCUGCUCCUGGAGCGAGUGGUUCGACGUCGACUUCCCCGCCUCCGGGCCCGACCAGGGAGACUUCGAAACCUACCAGCACAUCCGGGCCGCCGGCAAGGAAGUCUGCCAGCAGCCAAAGGAAAUCGAGUGCCGGGCGGAGGACUUCCCCGACGUUUCCAUCCAACAGGUCGGACAGGUCGUGCAGUGCGACGUCCACUUCGGACUCGUCUGCAGGAACCAGGACCAGAGCGGCAAAUUCAAGAUGUGCCUCAACUACAAGAUCCGCGUCCUCUGCUGCGUCCCCAACGAGAACUGCCCGACCGCCAGCCCCCUGCCCACCACCACCAGCCCCACCACCGUCACCACGCGCAGAACGCCGACCUCCACCACCGUCACCACCGUCACCACCUCCACCUCCACCACCCGGCCCACCACCACGCUGCCCACCUCCUCGGAAACCACCCUCCAAACCUCCACCAGCACCACCAGCCCCACGCCGACAGCUCCCGUCUACUCUCCCAGCGUGAGCUCCACCACCACCCAGUCCACCACCGCCUGUGAGCCCGAAGUCUGCUCCUGGAGCGAGUGGUUCGACGUCGACUUCCCCGCCUCCGGGCCCGACCAGGGAGACUUCGAAACCUACCAGCACAUCCGGGCCGCCGGCAAGGAAGUCUGCCAGCAGCCAAAGGAAAUCGAGUGCCGGGCGGAGGACUUCCCCGACGUUUCCAUCCAACAGGUCGGACAGGUCGUGCAGUGCGACGUCCACUUCGGACUCGUCUGCAGGAACCAGGACCAGAGCGGCAAAUUCAAGAUGUGCCUCAACUACAAGAUCCGCGUCCUCUGCUGCGUCCCCAACGAGAACUGCCCGACCGCCAGCCCCCUGCCCACCACCACCAGCCCCACCACCGUCACCACGCGCAGAACGCCGACCUCCACCACCGUCACCACCGUCACCACCUCCACCUCCACCACCCGGCCCACCACCACGCUGCCCACCUCCUCGGAAACCACCCUCCAAACCUCCACCAGCACCACCAGCCCCACGCCGACAGCUCCCGUCUACUCUCCCAGCGUGAGCUCCACCACCACCCAGUCCACCACCGCCUGUGAGCCCGAAGUCUGCUCCUGGAGCGAGUGGUUCGACGUCGACUUCCCCGCCUCCGGGCCCGACCAGGGAGACUUCGAAACCUACCAGCACAUCCGGGCCGCCGGCAAGGAAGUCUGCCAGCAGCCAAAGGAAAUCGAGUGCCGGGCGGAGGACUUCCCCGACGUUUCCAUCCAACAGGUCGGACAGGUCGUGCAGUGCGACGUCCACUUCGGACUCGUCUGCAGGAACCAGGACCAGAGCGGCAAAUUCAAGAUGUGCCUCAACUACAAGAUCCGCGUCCUCUGCUGCGUCCCCAACGAGAACUGCCCGACCGCCAGCCCCCUGCCCACCACCACCAGCCCCACCACCGUCACCACGCGCAGAACGCCGACCUCCACCACCGUCACCACCGUCACCACCUCCACCUCCACCACCCGGCCCACCACCACGCUGCCCACCUCCUCGGAAACCACCCUCCAAACCUCCACCAGCACCACCAGCCCCACGCCGACAGCUCCCGUCUACUCUCCCAGCGUGAGCUCCACCACCACCCAGUCCACCACCGCCUGUGAGCCCGAAGUCUGCUCCUGGAGCGAGUGGUUCGACGUCGACUUCCCCGCCUCCGGGCCCGACCAGGGAGACUUCGAAACCUACCAGCACAUCCGGGCCGCCGGCAAGGAAGUCUGCCAGCAGCCAAAGGAAAUCGAGUGCCGGGCGGAGGACUUCCCCGACGUUUCCAUCCAACAGGUCGGACAGGUCGUGCAGUGCGACGUCCACUUCGGACUCGUCUGCAGGAACCAGGACCAGAGCGGCAAAUUCAAGAUGUGCCUCAACUACAAGAUCCGCGUCCUCUGCUGCGUCCCCAACGAGAACUGCCCGACCGCCAGCCCCCUGCCCACCACCACCAGCCCCACCACCGUCACCACGCGCAGAACGCCGACCUCCACCACCGUCACCACCGUCACCACCUCCACCUCCACCACCCGGCCCACCACCACGCUGCCCACCUCCUCGGAAACCACCCUCCAAACCUCCACCAGCACCACCAGCCCCACGCCGACAGCUCCCGUCUACUCUCCCAGCGUGAGCUCCACCACCACCCAGUCCACCACCGCCUGUGAGCCCGAAGUCUGCUCCUGGAGCGAGUGGUUCGACGUCGACUUCCCCGCCUCCGGGCCCGACCAGGGAGACUUCGAAACCUACCAGCACAUCCGGGCCGCCGGCAAGGAAGUCUGCCAGCAGCCAAAGGAAAUCGAGUGCCGGGCGGAGGACUUCCCCGACGUUUCCAUCCAACAGGUCGGACAGGUCGUGCAGUGCGACGUCCACUUCGGACUCGUCUGCAGGAACCAGGACCAGAGCGGCAAAUUCAAGAUGUGCCUCAACUACAAGAUCCGCGUCCUCUGCUGCGUCCCCAACGAGAACUGCCCGACCGCCAGCCCCCUGCCCACCACCACCAGCCCCACCACCGUCACCACGCGCAGAACGCCGACCUCCACCACCGUCACCACCGUCACCACCUCCACCUCCACCACCCGGCCCACCACCACGCUGCCCACCUCCUCGGAAACCACCCUCCAAACCUCCACCAGCACCACCAGCCCCACGCCGACAGCUCCCGUCUACUCUCCCAGCGUGAGCUCCACCACCACCCAGUCCACCACCGCCUGUGAGCCCGAAGUCUGCUCCUGGAGCGAGUGGUUCGACGUCGACUUCCCCGCCUCCGGGCCCGACCAGGGAGACUUCGAAACCUACCAGCACAUCCGGGCCGCCGGCAAGGAAGUCUGCCAGCAGCCAAAGGAAAUCGAGUGCCGGGCGGAGGACUUCCCCGACGUUUCCAUCCAACAGGUCGGACAGGUCGUGCAGUGCGACGUCCACUUCGGACUCGUCUGCAGGAACCAGGACCAGAGCGGCAAAUUCAAGAUGUGCCUCAACUACAAGAUCCGCGUCCUCUGCUGCGUCCCCAACGAGAACUGCCCGACCGCCAGCCCCCUGCCCACCACCACCAGCCCCACCACCGUCACCACGCGCAGAACGCCGACCUCCACCACCGUCACCACCGUCACCACCUCCACCUCCACCACCCGGCCCACCACCACGCUGCCCACCUCCUCGGAAACCACCCUCCAAACCUCCACCAGCACCACCAGCCCCACGCCGACAGCUCCCGUCUACUCUCCCAGCGUGAGCUCCACCACCACCCAGUCCACCACCGCCUGUGAGCCCGAAGUCUGCUCCUGGAGCGAGUGGUUCGACGUCGACUUCCCCGCCUCCGGGCCCGACCAGGGAGACUUCGAAACCUACCAGCACAUCCGGGCCGCCGGCAAGGAAGUCUGCCAGCAGCCAAAGGAAAUCGAGUGCCGGGCGGAGGACUUCCCCGACGUUUCCAUCCAACAGGUCGGACAGGUCGUGCAGUGCGACGUCCACUUCGGACUCGUCUGCAGGAACCAGGACCAGAGCGGCAAAUUCAAGAUGUGCCUCAACUACAAGAUCCGCGUCCUCUGCUGCGUCCCCAACGAGAACUGCCCGACCGCCAGCCCCCUGCCCACCACCACCAGCCCCACCACCGUCACCACGCGCAGAACGCCGACCUCCACCACCGUCACCACCGUCACCACCUCCACCUCCACCACCCGGCCCACCACCACGCUGCCCACCUCCUCGGAAACCACCCUCCAAACCUCCACCAGCACCACCAGCCCCACGCCGACAGCUCCCGUCUACUCUCCCAGCGUGAGCUCCACCACCACCCAGUCCACCACCGCCUGUGAGCCCGAAGUCUGCUCCUGGAGCGAGUGGUUCGACGUCGACUUCCCCGCCUCCGGGCCCGACCAGGGAGACUUCGAAACCUACCAGCACAUCCGGGCCGCCGGCAAGGAAGUCUGCCAGCAGCCAAAGGAAAUCGAGUGCCGGGCGGAGGACUUCCCCGACGUUUCCAUCCAACAGGUCGGACAGGUCGUGCAGUGCGACGUCCACUUCGGACUCGUCUGCAGGAACCAGGACCAGAGCGGCAAAUUCAAGAUGUGCCUCAACUACAAGAUCCGCGUCCUCUGCUGCGUCCCCAACGAGAACUGCCCGACCGCCAGCCCCCUGCCCACCACCACCAGCUUUACCACCGUUACUACUACAUCGGAACCUUGUUGCACCAGCACUUCCUCUACCCCUCCUGGACAAAGUCACAAAUUAUCCAACUGUACCGAAGUCAUCUGUAAGGGAGACAACAAGGUAGAUGUAGUUCCAACACGCUGCCCACCUGUAAAGGAAAUUACCUGUGCAAAUAAAUAUCCAGCAAUUCUGGUACCUGAUGAAGAUGGCUGCUGUUACCACUAUGAAUGUCAAUGUGUGUGCAGUGGAUGGGGUGAUCCUCAUUAUAUUACUUUUGAUGGAAUCUACUAUACUUUCCUUGAAAACUGCACUUACGUCUUGGUGAAACAGAUUGUGCCUAAAUAUGACAACUUCCGUGUUUAUAUAGACAAUUAUUACUGUGAUGCAAGAGAUGGACUUUCCUGCCCUAAAUCCAUUAUUAUUUUCUACAAAUCUGCAGAAGUGGUGUUGACCCGUAAACUCCUGAAUGGUGUGAUGACCAAUGUGAUGUACUUCAAUCAAAAGAUUGUCAAACCAGGCUUCAAAAAAGAUGGCAUCUCUUUCUCCACACUUGGCAUCAACAUGAUUGUUGAAAUACCAGAGAUUGGUGCAACCAUCACCUUUAGUGGGUUGAUUUUCUCUGUGAAACUCCCAUACAGCAAAUUUGGCAACAACACCGAAGGACAGUGUGGAACAUGUACAAAUAAUGAAUUAGAUGAAUGCCGCUUACCGAGUGGUAAGAUCAUUUCUUCCUGUCCCGAAAUGGCUCAUCACUGGAUCGUUGGCAAUGACACAUCAUGCCAUGGAGUACCAAUACCACCAGCUGUAACCACACCUUCACCAAAGCCUCAGUGUGAAAUACCUCCACUCUGCAAGCUAAUCUGGAGCAAGAUUUUUGCAGAAUGCCAUGCUGUGAUACCACCAGAACCAUUUUUCAAAGGCUGUGUUUUCGAUGGAUGUCGCAUAGAUGAUGUAUCUGUGCAGUGCUCCAGUUUGGAGAUAUAUGCUACAGAGUGUGCUGCUAGAGGUGUCUGCAUUGACUGGAGAGGAAAGACCAACAAUACAUGCCGGCAUGGCUGUGUAGUCAAUGAAACCUACUAUGCACCUGGAGCUGCUGUUCCAUCAGGCCCCUGUGAAGAAUGCACCUGCUCUGAAUCCUCUUACUCAAACCCUCACCAUGCUACUGUCAAGUGCGAGCCUGUUAUCUGUGACACACACUGCCCGGCGGUUGGAGAAUUCUGGAACGUACCUGGUGAUAACUGUACAACUUACACAUGUGAAAAAUAUGAUGACCAGUUCAUUCCAGUCAUCUUACAGAAAAGCUGUCCUGACUUUAACCCUGAUGACUGUCAUCCAGAUGACAUCAAGCUUUCUGACGAUGGCUGCUGUAAAGAGUGCCAAACAAAUCUGAAGAGUUGUAUGAAGCACAGUACUGCUACUGUCAUCAAAUACAAUGGAUGUGUAUCUCCUGCACCUGUUGAGAUGACAUACUGUGAAGGCAGCUGUGAUGCUUACGCACGAUAUUCUCCAGAGGCGAACAUGAUGGAACACAAAUGCUCAUGUUGUCAGGAAAUCAAGACCAGCCAAAGAAAGGUGACUCUGACAUGCAGUGAUGGAACCCACCUUGACCACACAUACACCUAUGUGGAGAAAUGCAGCUGUGUGAGUGCUGAUUGCAUUCCCCAAGACAUCAUGCAACAGACAGUAAAAGGGAUAAAGACCUCUCAGGAACAAGUGAACAUCAAAAAUUAG
Molecule: messenger RNA, 26160 nt
Organism: Tyto alba (common barn owl)
Lineage: Eukaryota; Metazoa; Chordata; Aves; Strigiformes; Tytonidae
Product: mucin-5AC
Cellular component (GO): extracellular matrix
Molecular function (GO): protein binding
Source: RefSeq, a predicted model, not a curated record